GCAGUAUAGCGAACUGCGAACCUUGAUGUCCACACCAUGAAACCGUUGCACUUGGUAGUGUCGAUCCUCUAUUGCUUCGUUUGUGUAGCAGCGGUCAGUGGUGGUGAUAGCACGAGCAUUGUUGGCACAAAAAAUGGCCCCAUAGUAGGUGAGCGAAGGGGAGACUAUCACGCCUUCGAGGGCAUACCGUAUGCGAAGGCUCCGAUCGGAAAACUACGGUUCACACCGUCGGAACUGAACGAUGAGUUGUGGACCGAACCACGGAACACGACCCGCUUCGGACCGGUGUGUCUUCAGUGGAACCAUUUAAAUCCGAACGAAGACAAACUGGACGGAGCGGAGGAUUGUUUGUUUCUGAACGUGUACACCCGCAACCCGGACGCGGCAGCUAAGCUACCGACGAUCGUGUUCAUCCAUGGUGGAGCUUUGAUGUUCGGUAUGGGGAGUUUCUACGAGCCGGAUCAUCUUAUGCAACGGCCGCUGGUGCUAGUCACGUUCAACUAUCGUCUCGGACCGCUCGGGUUUCUCAGUACCGAAGAUGAUGCCAUUCCCGGGAACUACGGUUUAACAGAUCAAGUGACGGCCCUGCGCUGGGUUCAAAAGAACAUUGAAAGCUUCGGUGGUGAUCCCGGUCGAGUAACGAUUGUCGGCUAUUCGGCCGGAUCGGCCAGUGUACACCUGCACUACUUGUCCCCCCGCUCGAGUGGACUGUUCAGCAACGGAAUUGCCCAUAGUGGAACGGUACUCAAUCCGUGGGUGAUGGCAGAACGAUCGGCCGAAAAAGCGAAACGUUUAGCCGCUGCCUUGGGUUGUCCGACACGCAAAACGUUAGAAUUGCGCGAUUGCUUGCGCGAACGUCCUGCCGAGGACAUUGUACGGCAAGUGUCUUCGUUGCUUGAUUUCCUGUACAAUCCAUUUUCACCGUUUGGGGUGGUGCUUGAACAACGGACCGCCAACAAUCCGGAACCGUUUCUCGAACAAACACCUCACUCACUGAUGGUGGAAGGAACGUUCAACAAGUUACCGUUGAUACUCUCCGUAACGGAGGCCGAAGGACUUUAUCCGGGGGCAGAGUUUCUCAGCAAACCUGAAUAUCUCGCAGCGAUCGAUUCGCACUGGAAUGAGUUGAUCCCUAGCAUACUCGACUACAAAACGGCCGUCCCGGAACGGGCCAGGCGCGAUCAACUGUCGAGCGCGAUUCGCAAGCACUACUUCGGAUCGCAGCGGGUGACGGUCGAUAACUUUGGCGAUCUUGUGCGGCUCAUUUCCAAUCGACUGUACUUCGUGGGCUUCACGGAAACGGCCAAACUGAUGCAACGUCACACACCGGUUUAUCUCUACGUCGAUCACUACAAAGCAAAGUACGGCGUAGGGGAGGCACUUUCGCACCGCGAUGACCUUGGUGUGGCCCAUGGGGAUGAUGUGCUGCUGAUUUUCCCGAGCGUCCUCAGGCAUCUCGUACCGUACACGGACGAGGAACUUGAGGUUGUCGAUCGCUUCGUCGGUAUGUACGAAACGUUCGCUAAAGGGGGCAAGCCAAUGUUCGGUUCGUACGAGUUGCCGGUUCAGGAUUCGUCAGAGAUGAUUACAUAUUUGAAAUUAAACUACCCAACGAGUCAAACCAUACAAUCGGCAGGCGUGAGCGAUGAAACAUUUUGGAACGAACUGGACUGUAACGACGCACCACGCGAUGUCGUGCACACGACGCACAGUGAGUUGUAG
This is a messenger RNA of Anopheles bellator, 1722 nucleotides long. Its product is annotated as carboxylic ester hydrolase-like. NCBI's taxonomy places the organism in Eukaryota, Metazoa, Arthropoda, Insecta, Diptera, Culicidae. The transcript has 2 exons. The record is from RefSeq and is a predicted model, not a curated record. Bases 37 to 1722 code for a protein of 561 amino acids.